Messenger RNA from Sapajus apella (tufted capuchin), 2589 nucleotides. It is a transcript of the gene CRHR1, whose product is annotated as corticotropin releasing hormone receptor 1. Lineage: Eukaryota; Metazoa; Chordata; Mammalia; Primates; Cebidae. Gene Ontology annotation, molecular function: G protein-coupled peptide receptor activity; corticotrophin-releasing factor receptor activity; corticotropin-releasing hormone receptor activity. Gene Ontology annotation, biological process: cell surface receptor signaling pathway; adenylate cyclase-activating G protein-coupled receptor signaling pathway. Gene Ontology annotation, cellular component: plasma membrane; neuron projection. The transcript is spliced from 13 exons. The record is from RefSeq and is a predicted model, not a curated record. Bases 277 to 1524 code for a protein of 415 amino acids.
GUGGGGGAGGCGGCAGGGGCGAGGCGGGCAAGAGGCGGCCUCCGGCCGGGCUGAAUCGGGAAACGGCGGCCAGACUUCCCCGGGAAGGGGCACGCGAGAGCCGGCCGGGCCGGGCCGCGGGGCCGGGGAGCGUGGAGCCGGGCACCUCCGCACCGGGCAGCCACCGAGGAGUCCGGCCGCCCACCGCGUGCUGCCCGAGCCCGCAGAAGCCCGCCGGCCUCUCUGGGAUGCCUGGGGGACCCGGGCGUUCAGGACGAUAACCCAGCGAGCCCGAGGAUGGGACGGCACCCGCAGCUACGGCUUGUCAAGGCCCUUCUCCUUCUGGGGCUGAACCCCGUCUCCGCCUCUCUCCAAGACCAGCACUGCGAGAGCCUGUCCCUGGCCGGCAACAUCUCAGGACUGCAGUGCAACGCAUCCGUGGACCUCAUUGGCACCUGCUGGCCCCGCAGCCCUGCAGGGCAGCUAGUGGUUCGGCCCUGCCCUGCCUUUUUCUACGGUGUCCGCUACAACACCACAAACAAUGGCUACCGGGAGUGCCUGGCCAACGGCAGCUGGGCCGCCCGCGUGAAUUACUCCGAGUGCCAGGAGAUCCUCAAUGAGGAGAAAAAGAGCAAGGUGCACUACCACGUUGCAGUCAUCAUCAACUACCUGGGCCACUGUAUCUCCCUGUUGGCCCUCCUGGUGGCCUUUGUCCUCUUUCUGCGGCUCAGGAGCAUCCGGUGCCUGAGAAACAUUAUCCACUGGAACCUCAUCUCCGCCUUCAUCCUGCGCAACGCCACCUGGUUCGUGGUCCAGCUCACCAUGAGCCCCGAGGUCCAGCAAAGCAACGUGGUCUGGUGCAGGUUGGUGACAGCUGCCUACAACUACUUCCACGUGACCAACUUCUUCUGGAUGUUCGGUGAGGGCUGCUACCUGCACACAGCCGUCGUGCUCACCUACUCCACCGAGCGGCUGCGAAAGUGGGUGUUCAUCUGCAUCGGCUGGGGUGUGCCCUUCCCCAUCAUUGUGGCCUGGGCCAUUGGGAAGCUGUACUACGACAAUGAGAAGUGCUGGUUUGGCAAAAGGCCUGGGGUGUACACCGACUACAUCUACCAGGGCCCCAUGAUCUUGGUCCUGCUGAUCAAUUUCAUCUUCCUUUUCAACAUUGUCCGCAUCCUCAUGACCAAGCUCCGGGCGUCCACCACAUCUGAGACCAUUCAGUACAGGAAGGCUGUGAAGGCCACUCUGGUGCUGCUGCCCCUCCUGGGCAUCACCUACAUGCUGUUCUUCGUCAAUCCCGGGGAGGAUGAGGUAUCCCGUGUCGUCUUCAUCUACUUCAACUCCUUCCUGGAGUCCUUCCAGGGCUUCUUUGUGUCUGUGUUCUACUGUUUCCUCAACAGUGAGGUCCGCUCUGCCAUCCGGAAGAGGUGGCACCGGUGGCAGGACAAGCACUCAAUCCGUGCCCGGGUAGCUCGCGCCAUGUCCAUCCCCACCUCCCCCACCCGAGUCAGCUUUCACAGCAUCAAGCAGUCCACGGCAGUCUGAGCUGGCAGGCUGCGGAGCAGCUCCCCAAGAGCUGCGGCUGGGGGCAUGACAACCAGGCUCCUGGACCGCCCUGUCUGUGGAGGCGACCUGUUAGAUCUCAUGCCCACUACCCCAGGAGCAGCUGGCACUGACGGCCUGGGGGUUCCACUCUCCCCCUGCAGCUGUGCAGCACUCUAGCUCAUGAGUGGAAAGUCAUCUACAGGACUGUGUCGGGCCCAGGGCCUCUGGCUUCCCUGCCCGAUCCUCCCUGGAGAAGGGACAUGGGAAUGAAUGGACAUGCGGCGCUGGACACCCACAGCAGCACGCGUGUCCCUCCAAGGCUGUCUUCUCCCAGAGCACAAGAAGACCAGCCUACAGGGGCCUGGGGCUGCCCUCGGCAUCUGUGGGCAGGCUGUUCGCUGCCCCAGCGCAUCAUGGGCAACUCAUGACAGCCUCUGACUCACCAUGAUGAUGCCUCUGAACCUCGGCAAUGCCUUCCGACACCACUGGGAACCAAGGGCCCUUGCUCAGGAACCCUGGAGAUAGAAGUCAGGUGUCAUCGUCAGACAUGGGGCCACAGCACUAGAGUCACCCUCCAGGCCUCCAGAGCCUCACUGGCACUGUGGCACUGCCACCAGCAAUGCCCUGCCUCACUGCCUUCACCCUGAACAUUUACUACCCUGCAGGCCAGGCCAGCUUCCCCUCACUUAACCCUCACCCCACAACCAUCACCCCCUGCCCCUGGGUUUCCUCUUUUGUGAGUAGAUGGGAGCUGAAAGGGUCAGAGUGGCCUGUGAGCAAGAGCCAGGCAUGUCUGAGCCCCGGCUUCUGGGCCAGAGCUUGUGGCCCCGGAUGGCCUCUGGGGCAGGACCACUAGCUAAGCAAGCGAGGAGAAGGCCCUUGCCUGAGUGGCUCUUGGGACAGCAUGCUGCUUACACUCCAGGUGUGACUGGCCCAGCACCCACUGAGCUGCCCAUGUCCGGAGGGACUGGACAGCCAGAGCAGGGUUCGGGGGGCACUAGAAGAUGAGGGUGUCGGCUGUGAGGUGGGUGGCUGGUAUAAAUAAUAUUUAUCUUUUCAACCAGC